AUGCACCGUCUGGCCAGAGCCUCGGAGCAAGGGUGUGCAGACUACAGUUUCACAGCCAUGCAGAAAGCUACGCAUGCGGGGCUACAUGCAUUUGGAUCGCUGACGGUUCGACAGAUUUUAAAACAUAAAGUGCGACCUCUGCCGGUGAACUCACGGUGUUACAGCGUGAUCCCACCUUCACUUGACAGCGAUGAGAAAAACAUGCUGGAGAUGAUGCUGCGUGUGGACCACGCUGGAGAAUACGGAGCCAACCGAAUCUACGCAGGGCAAAUGGCUGUUUUGGGACGGUCUCAGGCUGGACCUCUAAUACAGGAAAUGUGGGAUCAAGAAAAGAAGCACCUUGCAAGAUUUAACGAAAUACUUGCUGAGAACAGAGUUCGUCCUACAGCACUUCUUCCUCUUUGGAACCUUGCAGGAUUUGUCUUAGGAGCAUCCACAGCCUUACUUGGGAAAGAGGGGGCUAUGGCCUGCACUGUGGCGGUUGAGGAAAGCAUCACUGAACACUACAACAGUCAGAUCCGAGCGCUCAUGGAGAAAGACCCUGAGCGAUAUACUGAACUCCUACAAAUAAUAAAGGAGUUCAGGGAUGAUGAAAUGGAGCAUCACGACACAGGAUUAGCACAUGAUGCUGAAACUCUACCUGGAUACUGGCUUCUAAAAACCUCCAUACAAUUAGGCUGUAAAGCAGCAAUAUCUAUCUCUCAACGGAUCUAG
Knipowitschia caucasica is the source of this 714-nucleotide messenger RNA. Lineage: Eukaryota; Metazoa; Chordata; Actinopteri; Gobiiformes; Gobiidae. The record is from the annotation of a GenBank genome assembly.